GGGGCGAGGCCUGGGCAGGAGGGAGCGGCCCCAGCGGUUCCGUCCCGGGGCUGGUGCUGAGUGUGGGCCCGGUUCGGCUCGGUCCGGCCCGGCUCACUCCGCUCCGCUCCCACCGCUGCUCUCCGCGGAGCUAUGGAGCCGGGGCGACAGACGCUGCCGCUGGAAAACGCCUCCAUCCUCUCGGAGGGCGCCCUGCAGGACGGGCACCGCCUCUGGAUCGGCAACCUCGACCCCAAGAUCACCGAAUACCACCUUCUCAAACUCCUUCAGAAGUUUGGCAAAGUAAAGCAAUUUGACUUUCUCUUUCACAAGUCUGGUGCUCUGGAAGGGCAGCCCAGAGGUUACUGUUUUGUGAACUUUGAAACCAAACAGGAAGCUGAGAAGGCGAUCCAGUGUCUGAAUGGGAAAUUGGCCCUUUCCAAGAAACUGGUGGUGAGGUGGGCACAUGCACAAGUGAAGAGAUAUGAUCACAAUAAAAAUGAGAAGAUCCUUCCAAUCAGCCUGGAGCCAUCUUCCAGCACAGAGCCUCCCCAGUCUAACCUCAGUGUCAGUGCAAAAAUCAAGGCCAUUGAAGCCAAGCUGAAAAUGAUGGCAGAAAACCCAGAUGCGGAAUACGCAGCAGCACCCGUUUAUUCCUACUUCAAACCUCCGGAUAAGAAAAGGACUACUCCUUAUUCCAGAGCAGCCUGGAAAUCUAGAAGAUGAUGCUUAUGAAUGGUAGCAAGAAACACUGCUUUGUGCACCUGGGCUCCUCCAAUGCUUUUGUACUUUGUAGAGUGAGGACCCUGCCGCCCGAGCGCGGUGCUGCGGUACGUGGCCCGGGGUUGUGCGACACCUCAGGUGCUCUGCUGAGCUCUCCUGCCUGCCAGCACGGCCCCACAGCUGUUCAGAGAAAUAGGUUCCCUUCAGAGCCUCUGAUGAACACGCAGACAACCUCUCGUUAGUGUGCAUUCAUUAGCAAGAUUAGAAACAGUAACCAGCGCGUGGAGUAAAGCACAUCCAAAAAUACUCCAUUUAACUGAUUACUUUUUAAAGUAUUUUUGAACAAAACGUAUUCCAAUUUGUGUUUUUAAUGGAGGGGAAGCACUUGGUUUGUGAUUAACAUUCUGUAGUUACCAUGGAAGACUUUUUCAUCUCAAUAAAACUCAUUUGAAAUAGA
Messenger RNA from Calypte anna (Anna's hummingbird), 1159 nucleotides. It is a transcript of the gene RBM18, whose product is annotated as RNA binding motif protein 18. The record is from RefSeq and is a predicted model, not a curated record. Gene Ontology annotation, molecular function: RNA binding. Lineage: Eukaryota; Metazoa; Chordata; Aves; Apodiformes; Trochilidae. The transcript has 5 exons. Bases 133 to 705 code for a protein of 190 amino acids.